AUGGACGAGAGUAGUUCCGAGUCCGAGUCGUCGUCUAGCUCAGAUGAUUCGGAUACCGAUGACGAUAGCGAUAUGCGUGCCAGGCGGAGACCUGUUCGACGAGAAGGAUGCGGUCACGAUGGUCAUGACCUUGAGCACGAUCACGACCAUGAAAUUAAGAAAGCGAAGAGGAAGAGGCCGAGUCCGAAUGCUUAUGAGCGACAGCCCAGGAACGAGCGUAGACCUACGCAACAGCCCAAGGCUGCUGAUUAG
This is a messenger RNA of Talaromyces amestolkiae, 252 nucleotides long. RefSeq lists its product as uncharacterized. Bases 1 to 252 code for a protein of 83 amino acids. The record is from RefSeq and is a predicted model, not a curated record. The transcript has a single exon. NCBI's taxonomy places the organism in Eukaryota, Fungi, Ascomycota, Eurotiomycetes, Eurotiales, Trichocomaceae.